This is a messenger RNA of Limanda limanda (common dab), 3230 nucleotides long. It is a transcript of the gene c1galt1la, whose product is annotated as core 1 synthase, glycoprotein-N-acetylgalactosamine 3-beta-galactosyltransferase 1, like a. The coding region runs from base 283 to 1509 and encodes 408 amino acids. Lineage: Eukaryota; Metazoa; Chordata; Actinopteri; Pleuronectiformes; Pleuronectidae. Gene Ontology annotation, molecular function: N-acetylgalactosaminide beta-1,3-galactosyltransferase activity. Gene Ontology annotation, cellular component: membrane. The record is from RefSeq and is a predicted model, not a curated record. The transcript has 4 exons.
CCCGUGAUGCUGAAGAAUGUCAAUGUGGAGCCGAGUCUUCCCAAUGCUGUCAUCAUCUUAUUCGAGAGACUCACAAUAAUGUCGACGUCAACACGAAACAACACAACGGAUCCACCUGGGCGGCUAGUGACGAUGUGAUUGACAGGUGUGGUUUGCAGUGAGGCUACUGGGUCGCGCUGCUUGAGGAGUUGAACACAUAUCGAGCUCACAAAUGUUCGAUCCCCCGGCGAAGGUCUAUGUAGACAACUGGGACAUCGCAGUGCUGGAGAGUUGAGUGAUAGCAUGAAGGGCCCCAGCUCCAGAUGGGCCUUCUCCCUGGGCUUCCUGGUGGGAGCCUGCAGCCUCUACUUCUUCCUUCACCAGGUGUGGUUUGAGAGGAGCUACCCUGUGCUGUCGGAGGCUCAGGAGCGAGGCAGAACAGUCGGGGAGACACCAACCAGCUGGAGGAAGGAGGGAGCCGCUCUCUUCGGCCUGCUCCACCCUCAACAUGCAGAUGAAGACACCAGGGUGGCAGAUGUGUUGUACCAGAAGGUCCGUAUUCUCUGUUGGGUGAUGACAGGGCCGUAUAACCUGCAGAGCAGGGCCCACCAUGUCAGGGCCACCUGGAGUCGCCACUGCAACAUGGUGGUGUUCAUGAGCUCCGUUCAUGACACCGACUUCCCCACUGUGGGACUGGGCACUAAGGAGGGCCGUGACCAGCUCUACUGGAAGACUAUCCGAGCCUUCCACUAUGUGUACGAGCACCAUGCGGAUGAAGCGGACUGGUUCUUAAAAGCGGACGAUGACACCUAUGUGGUGGUGGACAACCUGCGCUGGAUUCUGUCCAACCACACCCCCGAGCAGCCCAUCUAUUUUGGUAAACGCUUCAAGCCUUACACCAAGCAAGGCUACAUGAGUGGAGGAGCAGGUUAUGUGCUCAGUAAAGAGGCCCUCAGGAGAUUCGUGGAAGGCUUUCGGACCAAGGUUUGCACACACACCACCCCUGUAGAAGACCUGGCACUCGGGCAGUGUUUGGAGAAGAUGGGCGUCCAGGCUGGAGACUCCAGAGAUACUUUGCACCGAGAAACUUUUCAUCCAUUUGUGCCAGAGCACCAUCUAACUGGCAAGUUCUCCAAGAGCUUCUGGUACUGGAGCUAUUGUUACUAUCCAAUCGUUGAGGGUCCACAGUGCUGCUCUGACCUGGCAGUAUCGUUCCAUUAUGUGGAAGCAGAGCUGAUGUACACACUGGAGUAUUACACCUACCACCUGAGAGCGUACGGCUACAGGCCGCGCUAUCAGCCGUCACUUCGCCGGGGUCUCAGCCUCGGGACCCUCGCACAGCCCGCUGUGACGGCCAGAUUUAAAGGAGCUCAAGAGGUGACAGACGGAAGGAUUCACACGACUGCAGCCUUUUCUGUCGGUGCCAACCAAACCAAAGGGAAGAUGGAGUCGGAAGAAGGGGGGAGAGACCCUGUGAACUCACAACUCACUGAGAACAGGACGGCACUCUCACACGACAGAAAACACUGAUCAUGUGUUUUAUACUCUGAUGUGUCUGAUUGAAUCUAGAGACUCUUGUUUCUACUUUGACUCAGUGAUGCGGCUGAUAGAAGUCGUGACGGCUUCCACGACUGUGCCAGAGAGUGUAUCACCACAGCCAGUGUGACACUGUAAGCCCUCGGCACAGUCUUAUUCGGUGGCAGCUGCAAAUGGCUCAGCUAUUUUCAAAGAAGAUAAACACCCUGUUUAGCUUAAUUAAACCUGACAUGUCUGAGGUUUGACACGACAGUCAUAGUUGUGUGCUGGGGGCGAUGCAGGAUAUUUUCAUCUGUUUCAUGUGUGGGCCAGUAAUGCAGUGACGGAUGUCUGUAAUGAUUUUAUUUUUCAUUUGUUUUAAUUCAUUAAUUGUUUUAGAUUUUCUGUAAACUGAGAACAGCAGUGACAGCCUAUGAACACUUUGCUUUUCUGAUGUUAAAUCUGAUAUUCUGGUGUUACUGUUUAGAUGUUUAAGUUUGUUUAACAAAUUUUUUUUAAAUGUUUUAUUGUGUGUAUUUUACUUUACUUUACUUUUUAAUUUUUUUUUUUUUAAAUUGAGUCCUCUUGGAACCCACAGUCAGCAGUGAUUUUGUUUUCCUGCAGUGUGCACCUGAAACCCUGUUUGAAAACACUGCAGCCUCUGAUGAACACAAUAUUAUACAGAACUCCAUAGAAUUCCUCUUGUCAAGUCAUUUUACACAACACAGCAGGGACACACGGCAGCGGAUGGUAUUGAAUGUGACUGCCUGCUCUUAAGCCACGAUUUUAAAGGAUCAAUCAAACAGCUGCAGAAAAAUGCACCCAUGUUUCAAAUGAAUAAAUUCUGUAUAAAAAAAUUCUUUAUUUUGAACUUUGAAGAAACAGAAUGACAUGAUACAGAAAUUGCCACAGUUCACGUCUGAUGUUUUUUUCCGGGUAAAUCAAAUACAAUCUGUGUAGUUUAUGGUCAUUCUCAUGAGCCAGUCGAAAGUUUUACACGUAGGAAUCAUGUUGGUUUGGUCAUUUUCAUCAGACACUUGAUUUAUUGUUUGUGUUGUCGUCGAUGACUGUUGUUUCAGUGUCUACAGCCCCUGAAGAAACCUGCAACAAAACACAUGCACCACACAUGUAUCAGUAUAUAUUUAUAUACACAAGAUAAUGGGUUAAAAUCAAUGAUUUAAUGCACAGUCAAACUCUAAACACCCUUUUACAUUUGAGUUGCAAUGUUCAUUUUCUGUUUUGCAUACAGAAGAUAUAAAGACAUGUUAUGAGUCAGCACCACUUAAAACAGGACAUUAAAACUUGAACAGCAGGAAUAGUUUUUUAUCCUUUAUCAGUCAGGUUUAGUGUGAAUUUUAUUUGUAUAAGUGAUGGAGACAUAAUGUUCUAUCCAUUGAUUGAAAAGGGAGAGACACCCACCUCAGUCUGCACUUGUUCAGAAAAAUGCCUCUCCUCUCUUGGUUCUCUCUCCUCCGGCCAUUAUCUGUGAGAGUAGACAUGAUAAAAUAAUCCCAUACACUGCGUGAGACAAACCUGAAAUCCCAUAAAAGCUAUAACAAGGUGAUUGUAGAUAUUCGACUCUUGUAAACUCACUCACCAGGCUCUGAGUUCCUCCUCCCCAUAAGACCAACAAAUAUGUCAUGCAUUUCUCCUAUCAAGAAGAAUGAGAUCCAUUAAAUUGUGUUUUUUCAAUCACUUCAUUAUAUGAUUAAUAAAAGACAAAAGUCUUACUUUUU